CGAUAGAGGAAACCCUGUGGCGUUUACGCCGCCAUCUUGGACAGGCAAGUUUCCCUCCUCCAGCCCAGAGGAAGCUGCAGAUCCGCUCGGAAAAGCUCACGGCGUGAAAUCAACACCACAGCCACUGAGCCACGAUGGCCACUGCACCGUACAACUACUCAUACAUUUUUAAAUACAUCAUCAUCGGGGACAUGGGGGUAGGGAAGUCAUGUUUGCUUCACCAGUUUACAGAAAAGAAAUUCAUGGCGGACUGCCCCCACACGAUCGGCGUGGAGUUUGGCACGAGGAUUAUUGAGGUGAGCGGGCAGAAGAUCAAGCUGCAGAUCUGGGACACGGCAGGACAGGAGCGCUUCAGAGCUGUGACCCGCAGUUACUACCGAGGGGCCGCUGGAGCGCUCAUGGUGUAUGACAUUACCAGGAGAAGCACAUAUAACCACCUCAGUAGCUGGCUUACUGAUGCUAGGAACCUCACCAACCCCAAUACUGUGAUCAUUCUCAUAGGUAAUAAAGCAGACCUUGAAGCCCAGCGAGAUGUGACAUAUGAAGAAGCCAAGCAGUUUGCUGAGGAAAAUGGUUUGCUAUUUUUGGAAGCCAGUGCAAAAACAGGUGAGAAUGUGGAGGAUGCUUUCCUGGAGGCGGCAAAAAAGAUUUACCAAAACAUUCAGGAUGGCAGCCUGGACCUGAACGCAGCUGAAUCAGGGGUCCAGCACAAGCCCUCUGCCCCUCAGGGUGGCCGGCUAACAAGCGAAGCACAGCCUCAGAGAGAAGGAUGUGGCUGCUAAUGACCAACACUACGUACUCGACCUUCUCAUCCCCUCUCACCUCUUCUUCUCUCCCAUCACUCCACCGGCCUUGUCCUUACCUGACCCGCAGGGGGGGUGAACAGGGGGCCGAAGAACGGAGGCAACUACACACAGGCACGACUGUUUGUGAUUCUCCCCCUCACUUCCACUCUAACUCAGUUACCAGUUUGUCCUUUAUCUUCCAUCAUGCUCUACUUGAGUUUCGGCCCAUAUCUGAUACCGGUCAGGGGUAUGAGAAGCAUCAAGGGCAUGAUGGCGGUCAGUCAGAUCAGAAAAUAUGUGAGUUCUGAGACAGUAUUAGCCGUAAUACCAAUACUCAGGAUCAGGUGUUAUGUCCAUAUUAGCAGCAAAAUCUCGUCAGAUUAACAGUGUGUAUUUUAUUAGUGUGUGUUAAUUCCUGGGGAUGUUGGAGAGUCUUGUAUCUCUCAAAGAAUGACACUUUAUGAAAAGGCACUUCCCUCACUUAAUCUUUUAAAAGAUUCCCAAGAUUUCCUCCUCACCAUCUCUUUGUGCUGGGCAUCAGUUUUCCCUUCUCGAACCAUGUCCAUUAGAACUAGAACCAGCAUCUUAUUUGUUGCCUUAUCGUCUUGAUUUAUGUUAAUAAUAUAACCAUCACUGGCUAAUCUUAUUCUGUCAGAAUUAAACAUGCAGUUUUACAUGGUUGAGACAUUUUUAUUUUAAUAUUGAUCUCAGUGUGACAGAAAAACAGCCUCGUUCGUAAAAGCAGUGUGGUAGAUGCGCUUGUUCUGGCUGUAAAUUUGACCUACCGCUGUCUUAGGCUUGUAUAGAAACGUGACGGAUCACAAAAGGUGUAAAUCUAUUGCGGUGUUAGAGGGAAGAGAUCAGUGUUGGUUUCAUGCGUUGUACCAUAUAAAACACAUAUUCAGCAGCUGUAUAUAUGGCUAACUAUGUUGGGGCAGAGUAUAUAGCAGCACUCUUCCUAUUGUACAGCAGAUACCCAGAUCACUGGUAACCCUCGGCUAGGAAAGUCUUUAACAUUUUCUAUGACUAAACGUGUGGACACGCUCUCGCUUUGCUCACAGGGUGUUCAGCUUAAAUCUUACUGCUCACCACCUCUCGGCUUCCAUGUGGCAAAAUCCUUCUGUCCGGCUCUGAAAUUCCGCUCCGCACUGGAAGUUCUUUAGAGAGGACGGAACGCUGCUUAAAGCAGAGAUGCGAACGGUUUUGUUAAGAGGAGGCGAACGUGUCUUCGUGCUCUGUCCGUCUCUUCACUGUCUCCGUAACCACUUGUGGCUGCGUCCACAUCAGUUUAAAAUGUAUAAACUUUAUACAUACGAGUACAUUUUGAAGCAGCUGCGCUAACAUUAAAAUGCAUUCUUGCGUGUAUAUGAUUAAAAUGUUGAUAUUUUGAUUUUAAUUAUAAUAAAAUAUUCUAAACAGAAAA
This is a messenger RNA of Tachysurus fulvidraco (yellow catfish), 2208 nucleotides long. It is a transcript of the gene rab14l, whose product is annotated as RAB14, member RAS oncogene family, like. Gene Ontology annotation, biological process: defense response to bacterium; Golgi to endosome transport; phagosome maturation. Gene Ontology annotation, molecular function: GTP binding; GTPase activity. Bases 135 to 782 code for a protein of 215 amino acids. The record is from RefSeq and is a predicted model, not a curated record. Lineage: Eukaryota; Metazoa; Chordata; Actinopteri; Siluriformes; Bagridae. Gene Ontology annotation, cellular component: phagocytic vesicle; recycling endosome; trans-Golgi network. The transcript is spliced from 8 exons.